Messenger RNA from Mercurialis annua (annual mercury), 1621 nucleotides. RefSeq lists its product as uncharacterized. Lineage: Eukaryota; Viridiplantae; Streptophyta; Magnoliopsida; Malpighiales; Euphorbiaceae. The transcript has 6 exons. The coding region runs from base 169 to 1230 and encodes 353 amino acids. The record is from RefSeq and is a predicted model, not a curated record.
AUUUUCUACCCAAAAAAGCCCAUAUCUCAUUCUUCUUCUCUGUCUCUCAUCUAACAGAAUCCAAACUUCAGAAUUACAAAAGGACAGAUUAAAGAAGCUUACACACUCUUCUAAUCUCUCAAAAAAUUUAAUCUGUCAGUGUAAAAAAAAAAUCCUUCACUGUUCUUCAUGACCCGUUUUAAUGGCGGCUAUUUUAACAUCACAGCUUAUUAUUACUCACAAAUCUCUAACAAUAAACAACUUCAAAUCUUUCUAAACCAACACACACCCAUUAUGUUCUUAUUCAUUGGGUUUUCUCUUUGUUUAUUAUCUCUCUCAAUUUUAUUUCUUUACAGUAUAAACAGAAGAUUUCAAGAGCAGCAAAAACCGACCCCGAAAAUUGACCCGGUUUCUUUUUCGAAAAUAAUUGAUGGGGUUUCUAAAGCUAGUGAAAUUAGCCAGACCCAAUUGACCCGGUCUCUUCUUCUUGACAUUUUGCCGUCUGAUUCUUCUAAAUGGGUUUCUUUGUUUGAGGAUGAACCGGGUUCGGGUCAUGGUGAUGAGAGUAAUGAUGGUUCGGUUGGGGCUGGGGAUUUGAGUGUUGGUAAUAGUAGAGUGAAGAAGAAGAAGAGGAGAGCUAAAAAGAAGCGGUUGGAUCCGUUUAAUGAGGGUAAAGAUGUGAGCUUGGAUAGGGAAAUGGAGGAUUCUGGGUCGGGUUCGAUUAGGGUUAAACCGGAGUUGGUUUGUUUGUACCCGUUUACAUCGAGUAGUAGUGCUACUCAGAGGAAGAUUAAACAGCAGUAUGAUCAGCUUGUUAGGUGUAAUGAAAGCAAAGGAUUGACAUUGGCACAGGUUGGAGACUUUGCUAAUUGCUUGGUUGAAGCUAGAAAUGAGUUGCAGCACAAGGCUGAGUCCAUCAAGCGCAAGUUUACGAUAACAAAGGCUCUACUAUUCAAGGCAGAUAGGUCUUCACUUGAUCGUCUUCGUCAACAGAUAUACAAGCUGGAGCUAGAACAAAAGCGACUAGAAGAAGAUACAUUUGUUUAUAAUUGGCUCCAACAACAGCUUAAACUCUCACCGGCAUACAAAAAGAUGCUUGAAAUUAGUGCCUGCAUGGAAAUGAAAGCCAAGUCCAGCGAGCUGAUGGACGAUAACGAUGCUGAAGAUUCUGAUAUUUCCUUUGAAGAGCUAUUAGCUCAAGAAAAAAAGGAUGUUUUUUGGCAGAAAAAUAGGAAAUCAAGAUUACACUAGAGAUGAUGCUGACUCCUGUUUGUUAACUGGACUGCAAGAUGGCAUUUCCCUAUACAUCUGAAACCCAAGUGUCGCCGGGAAUUUUUUGACUGCCUGCGCAUAUUUGGGUGUACUUGUCAGAGAGAACUAUGUACGUCGUGCAUUCAGUCAUUAUUCCCUAGUUCUCAUUAGAAUCUAGCCAAUCUUGAUAUGGCAGAUCUUGAUGAUCCUUAGGCAAUCGGGCUUAAGGCCGAGCUACUAACGUUCCAGUUGAGACGCUGAAAUAUAUUCUCGCUCUCAAACCUGUGGUGGUUGAGGAAUGUAAUAUGCAAUAACUUGCAGAAUGUAUUGGCACAAAUUUUAGUUCAAUGUUUUUUGGAUAAUAAACAAUACAAUCCUUUGGUUUAAGGCA